Lotus japonicus is the source of this 324-nucleotide messenger RNA. RefSeq lists its product as uncharacterized. NCBI's taxonomy places the organism in Eukaryota, Viridiplantae, Streptophyta, Magnoliopsida, Fabales, Fabaceae. The record is from RefSeq and is a predicted model, not a curated record. The transcript has a single exon. The coding region runs from base 1 to 324 and encodes 107 amino acids. Gene Ontology annotation, molecular function: RNA-DNA hybrid ribonuclease activity; nucleic acid binding.
AUGGCAGAGUUGCUAGCAGUUGCCCAAGGUCUUCGUAUUGCUUGGCAGUAUGGGUGCAGGAGGAUAGUUUGCGAAUCAGAUUGCUUGAAUGUGAUUGAAAGUCUAAGGAAGAACAAGUCAGUUAAUCUGCAUUCUUGUGCCAUACUUCUCACAGAGGUUAGAUGUAUGUUGCUGGAGGAUUGGGAGGUAGUCUUUCAGCAUGUCUUGCGAGAUAAUAACACGGUUGCAGAUCUCUUAGCUAAGCUAGGAUUGAAGGAAAAGUGGGAUCUCACAGUUUGGGAUUCUCCCCCUCCUGAGGUUGCUCAGUUGAGGGAGUUAGGUUAG